UGCAAGGAAACGCAGUACGUCAGCAGCAGCCAGCCCCCCGCAGUCGAGCUGGAAGUAGAGUCCAGGCUCAGCGCCGGUAUGGAGUCUCUGCUCCGGUCACCAAUGAAACUCGUACUUUUGACAGCAUGGCUCUCCAGUCUCAUGGACCCGUGCAGCCUCUCUGACAUCUGUGACUCCUGCCACCCGCUGGCGACCUGCAAGGCCCUGAAUGGAUCCAACAGCGCCUGCUUCUGCAACCACGGAUACACCGGCGACGGAACCACCUUCUGCAAAGAGCAUCCCCAGAAAUUCUGCCAUGACAACGCCGGCUGCGUGACGCGAGCCGUCAACAAAACACUGGAAUAUAUGAGCAACCUGACCGAGCCCCAAACUCUGCUGAAGGAAAUCGCCGAGCAGACGUCCGGCGAGCUCACCUCGGUGGAGGUGAUCGCGUACGUCGAGGCCUUGAGCCGAUCCGCUUCGAAGGAUUCCACCGUCCCACCGUCCGCCAUCAACGCCACUCUUUCGAAACUGGUGAAAGCGGUGAGCAACCUGGUGGAGAAGGACGAGCUGGUGGCCUGGAGCCGGAUGAAAGAGGAGCGUCGAGAACACACCAUCACCAAGCUGCUGCACGUCGUGGAGGAAGGCGCCUUGUCUCUGGCCGGAAACUACAAAACCCCGACCGAGAUCGAAAUCAAAGCUCCAGAAAUGGAAUUAAAACUCGUCACCUUGGACGCUCGUCACACUAAAGCCAGAGUGUCUGCGUCCAUGGGUGGAGAUCACAUCAACCUGACGCCCAAACAGAGGCCAGAGGGCGACGGAAACGGAAGCGUGUCGGUGGUGUUCGUGCGCUACGACAGCCUCGGUGACAUCCUGAAGCCCAGCGGCGACCCGGGUGUCACCGACUACUCCAGGUACGCCGGGACGGGAGAGAUCACCGUCAACUCCCAAGUCGUCGCCGCCGCCGUCAAGCCGGCCGACGUCUACCAACUGGACCACGUCACCUACACGCUGAGACACGCGAAGCCCAUCGACACCAAAGCCGAUGUGACCAAAUGCGCCUUCUGGGAGUACGAAGCCGGCAGCCUGCAGGGCCGCUGGGCCACUCACGGCUGCAAGACGCUGCACGUCAGCAGCAACGCAACCACCUGCUCCUGCAACCACCUCACACACUUCGCCAUCCUCAUGUCCUCCGGCCGGGCCAACCUGGCGGCCCACUACACCGUCCUGACCCGGAUCACCCAGCUGGGGAUGAUCAUCUCCCUCAUCUGUCUGUCCAUGUGCAUCUUCACCUUCUGGUUCUUCAGCGAGAUCCAGAGCACCAGAACCACCAUCCACAAGAACCUGUGCUGCAGCCUGUUCAUGGCCGAGUUCAUCUUCCUGGUGGGCAUCAACAUGAUCUCGCACAAGCUCUUCUGCGCCGUCAUCGCCGGCCUGCUGCACUACUUCUUCCUGGCGGCCUUCGCCUGGAUGUGCAUCGAGGGCAUCCACCUGUACCUGAUCGUGGUGGGCGUCAUCUACAACAAAGGCUUCCUGCACCGCAACUUCUACAUCUUCGGCUACGGCAGCCCGGCGGUGGUGGUGGCCAUCUCGGCCACGCUGGGCUCCAAGUACUACGGCACCGACAGAGUGUGUUGGCUGAGCACAGAAAACCACUUCAUCUGGAGCUUCAUCGGACCCGCCUGCCUGAUCAUCCUGGUUAAUCUCUUGGCGUUCGUGGUAAUCAUCUACAAGGUGUACCGGCACACUGCUGUGAAAAAGCCUGAAAUCAGCCACUAUGAGAACAUCAGGUCCUGUGCCCGCGGAGCCUUGGCGCUGCUGUUCGUCCUCGGCGCCACCUGGACCUUCGGAGUUCUGCACAUCCUCCAUGAGACCACCCUGACGGCGUACCUGUUCACCAUCAGCAACGCCUUCCAGGGCAUGUUCAUCUUCAUCUUCCUCUGCGUGCUGUCCAGAAAGGUCGGGCCGUUUAUUUAUCUAACGUUUAUUUAA
Messenger RNA from Stegastes partitus (bicolor damselfish), 1971 nucleotides. It is a transcript of the gene adgrl4, whose product is annotated as adhesion G protein-coupled receptor L4. The coding region runs from base 79 to 1971 and encodes 630 amino acids. The transcript is spliced from 13 exons. The record is from RefSeq and is a predicted model, not a curated record. Gene Ontology annotation, cellular component: plasma membrane. NCBI's taxonomy places the organism in Eukaryota, Metazoa, Chordata, Actinopteri, Pomacentridae. Gene Ontology annotation, biological process: cell surface receptor signaling pathway; adenylate cyclase-activating G protein-coupled receptor signaling pathway. Gene Ontology annotation, molecular function: G protein-coupled receptor activity.